GAUGUGGAAACCAGAUGUUUCAGUCACAUUUCAGCCGCUGCUCUGAGAAUUUAUUGUAAGCAGCCCCUAACAGGCUGUUACUUCACUACAACUAAAGAUAUGAUCAUCUUAAUUUACUUAUUUCUCUUGCUAUGGGAAGAGGCUCAAGGAUGGGGAUUCAAGGAUGGAAUUUUUCAUAACUCCAUAUGGCUUGAACGGGCAGCAGGUGUGUACCACAGAGAAGCACGUUCUGGGAAGUACAAGCUUACCUACGCAGAAGCUAAGGCGGUGUGUGAAUUUGAAGGUGGCCGUCUUGCAACUUACAAGCAGCUAGAGGCAGCCAGAAAAAUUGGAUUUCAUGUCUGUGCUGCUGGAUGGAUGGCUAAGGGCAGAGUUGGAUACCCCAUUGUGAAGCCAGGGCCCAACUGUGGAUUUGGAAAAACUGGCAUUAUUGAUUAUGGGGUCCGUCUCAAUAGGAGUGAAAGAUGGGAUGCCUAUUGCUACAACCCACAUGCAAAGGAGUGUGGUGGUGUCUUUACAGAUCCAAAGCGAAUUUUUAAAUCUCCAGGCUUCCCAAAUGAGUAUGAAGAUAACCAAAUCUGUUACUGGCACAUUAGACUUAAGUAUGGUCAGCGUAUUCACCUGAGUUUUUUAAAUUUUGACCUUGAAGAUGACCCAGGCUGCUUGGCUGACUAUGUUGAAAUAUAUGACAGUUACGAUGAUGUCCAUGGCUUUGUGGGAAGAUACUGUGGAGAUCAGCUUCCAGAUGACAUUAUCAGUACAGGAAAUGUCAUGACCUUGAAGUUUCUAAGUGAUGCUUCAGUGACAGCUGGAGGUUUCCAAAUCAAAUAUGUUGCAGUGGAUCCUGUAUCCAAAUCCAGUCCAGGAAAAAAUACAAAUACUACUUCUACUGGAAAUAAAAACUUUUUAACUGGAAGAUUUAGUCACUUAUAAAAAAAGAAAAAUGAUGAUAAAAAAUAGAGUGUUUAUGUCUGAAUCUUUUGGAACUCUUUGAUCUCACUGUUAUUAUUGUUAACAUUUAUUUAUUAUUUUUCUAAAUGUGAAAGCAAUACAUAAUUUGGGGAAAAUUGGAAAAUACAGGAAACUUUAAAAGAGAAAAUGAAACCUCUUAUAAUCCCUCUGCAUAGGGAAUAACAAGCGUUAACAUUUUUAUAUUUUUUUCUUUCAGUCAUUUUUCUAUUUGUGGUAUAUGUAUAUAUGUGCCUAAUGUAUUUUUAUUUGAAAUUUUGGAAUCCUACUCUACAUAAAGUUUGAUAUCAUACUUUUUACAUCUUGGACUUUAUAAACAUUUUCUAAGAUCAUUGUAUAUUCUACAGAAACAUGAUUUUAAAUAGCUGUAAAAUAUUCUAUGAUAUGAAUGUUUCAUAUAUUAUUUAAGUCUGUCUCUAUUGUUGGAAUUUCAGGUUGUUUUCAUAAAUAUUGUUGCAAUAAAUAUCCUUGAACAC
This is a messenger RNA of Callithrix jacchus (white-tufted-ear marmoset), 1445 nucleotides long. It is a transcript of the gene TNFAIP6, whose product is annotated as TNF alpha induced protein 6. NCBI's taxonomy places the organism in Eukaryota, Metazoa, Chordata, Mammalia, Primates, Cebidae. Gene Ontology annotation, molecular function: hyaluronic acid binding. Gene Ontology annotation, biological process: cell adhesion; negative regulation of inflammatory response. The record is from RefSeq and is a predicted model, not a curated record.